AAAAAAAGUUGAAAAAAAAAAUGAACUAUUUGUUCUUUGCAAAAUUUCGAGGGGAAAGGGGAAAACAAGGGAGAGCUCUCUGUAACUUCCAAAGUGGUUAUCGAUGACAUCUGUGCAAACAAACCCUAGGCAACUGGAAUGAGGAAUGGGAUCGGAAUUCGAAAAUAGCAAGAACUGAAAUCGUUUUUAUCCUCAAUUCGGAGUCCUGUCCAGAUAAAGUGAUUUUUUACGAUGGGUAAUGCUUCUUCAAUGUUGACCCAAUAUGACAUUGAAGACGUCCAAGACCACUGUAACCAUCUGUUUAAUCAGCUAGAAAUUCUCUCACUAUACCAGAGGUUCUGCCAACUCGAUAGGAGUGCAAAAGGGUUCAUAUCAGCCGAUGAAUUUUUGUCAGUCCCAGAGUUUGCCAUGAAUCCCUUAUCCCAGAGAUUGCUCAAGAUGGUAGAUGGAUUAAACUUCAAGGAAUUUGUAGCUUUUUUGUCAGCCUUUAGUGCCAAAGCUAGCCUGCGACAGAAAGUUGAACUUAUCUUCAAGGUAUAUGAUUCUGAUGGGAAUGGGAAGGUAUCCUUCAAUGACAUGAUGGUAGUGCUUCAGGACCUGACUGGCGCAUACAUGUCAGAUAAGCAAAGAGAGGAUGUUUUGAGCCAAGUUCUGCAUGAGGCGGGUUAUACAAGGGAUUCGUUGUUACUGCUGGAGGACUUCAUUAAGGUAUUUGAUCAUCCUGGCUUGAAGAUGGAGGUGGAGGUCCCAGUUGACUAGCAAAUAAGCACCCAUUCUUGUUAGUCUACACGUCUUUGGCUGAAAUUGCUAUGGAUUUAUGGAACUCUUUUUUCAGCAGAUUGCCAUUUUACAUAAAUUUUCACUCUUAUCAAAUUCAUUUUUUUAAGGGAGCAUAUUUUGGAGUGCAUGCCAAAAAAGAAGCAAUGUCAUGAUUAUUUGUCCCAAGUUUUAAUUUUUUUUUUGAGAAAUGCUAGAUUCACAAACAAAAUUGUUACAAAAUU
Cuscuta campestris is the source of this 1001-nucleotide messenger RNA. The record is from the annotation of a GenBank genome assembly. Lineage: Eukaryota; Viridiplantae; Streptophyta; Magnoliopsida; Solanales; Convolvulaceae.